AUGGGGUGCAGGGCGGCAGCUCUGCUCUUGCUCCUGGCUCUGCUCGUGGCGGUCUGCAGCGCUGGAACUGGAGCCAGCAGGAUCUCGAUCGUCAACGAUGCUGACGAAGGCGUCGCUAGCUUCAGGUCUCUCUUCAGCGUGUCUGGCUUUCAGCAGGCUGCCAACGACCUUCGAUCCAUCGUAGAGAACGCCAUCUCCCACAUUCACAUUGACAAAAUCUCGGGCAGCAUUGGCACGCCUAUCCACAUAGAUAUCGACUACGAGUACUUGUUGCCUCCUUCUCCUCCCUCCUUUACGUCUGCGCGUGCACUUCAGUUUAUCUUUUGA
This is a messenger RNA of Acanthamoeba castellanii str. Neff, 327 nucleotides long. RefSeq lists its product as uncharacterized. The transcript is spliced from 3 exons. The record is from RefSeq and is a predicted model, not a curated record. Bases 1 to 327 code for a protein of 108 amino acids. NCBI's taxonomy places the organism in Eukaryota, Discosea, Longamoebia, Acanthamoebidae.